AUGCCUACGCUGGAGGACUCGACGUCGUCGUCCAUCGCCGCCAAUUCGUCUUCGCCACCUCAGGCUUAUGCCUCGGAACCGGCGAACCUCAACUAUGCCUUCCUCGUUCACUCGCAGAAAACAUUGACACAGAACCUACCGCCGCGUGUAGACAACAAAUUGCUGGCUCGCCAGAAGCGGAGGCGGACGAGUCCGGAGGACCACGCCGUUCUGGAGGCCGAAUACAAAAAGAACCCAAAGCCCGACAAAGCUGCGCGUACCAGUAUAGUUAGCCGCGUUGCUCUGGGCGAAAAAGAAGUCCAGAUUUGGUUUCAAAACAGACGACAGAACGACCGUCGAAAGUCCAAACCUCUCGAGCCUCAUGAACUCGUCGGCCCGCGUGCUUCGGGAAGUGCCGCCGAUGCCCCGCCAAGCAGUCAGAAUACUGGUUUAUCACAGCUUGGCUUUUUGUUUGGGAGCGACGACCAAGAACGAAACGAAGACGAAGACACAAAGGCUGAGGCCGAGCCUGAUGAGGGUGAUGUUGUGCCUAGUGUGUGCAAUAACAGCAGCGACGUCGACCUCCCAAGCUCCCAAUUGAACGGCGAAAUCCCUUCGUCUCAGACAACUCAUCCGCUGUCUGAAACUGCUAACCAGGAAAAGGCCGUCGAAAAACCCGAGAGUAUAGCUGGGCUAGGGAUCGACGUGAUGUCUAGGAAGCGUGCCUUUUCAGAAGUUGACGCGGUGCCGCCGCCGGCCGAUGCCCAGUCAACACAAGUUGAAUUUAAGUCGCCUCCGUCGCUUCGAAUAUCCAUGUCGUUUGAUGGCAAGGCCCUUGUCAGACAAAAGGGAGAGAAAACACCAUCUCCUCAAAAGCCACGUGCUUCUGCCCGAAUCUCCAUGUCAUCCGAUGGCGAGGCUCUGAUUCGGACCGAGGAUGAGCCGUCUCCCUCCAAAAACCGCAUGCGUAUGGUACCCAGCCGCACGCGACGACAGUCUGGACUCCGGAGAAGUACAAGCGCAGUUGCCUUUGGUGGUUUGAGGCCUGCGAUAGCGGAUCGAGAAGGAGAACCUAAACCCUUUGGGCGCUCCCGUGACGCCCGCAUGUGGGAGCUUUACUGCGACACGGACGCCCGGAGUGCCUUGUCAACCCCAGCAAGCUCUCAAGGUACAACAGGUGCUCGGACACCAGGACUGUACCGUUCGGGCAGCCAUCGGUCGCUAGCUCGUACCAGCUCGUUUUCGAGGUCCACGUUUUCCGCACGCCCUGAACUUGACAGCCACAGAGCAGCAGUCGAAUUUAGCGGAGAGAAACGGAGGAAACUUGGGCGUACCGUGUCAUCGUUGGGUCGUCUAGAAUCGGUUCAGCGGGUUGGGUUAGCAGAUCGGUACCCAGGAAAAGCACAGCAGGUCGCUGGAAAGGCAUCAUCCAAGGACCAGACAGAGGAGCUAGAGCAGGACGCAGGAGACUCUGACAAGGAGAAUUGGUUACCAGGAACACAAGAGCGAGCGGCUCCACGACGACACCGAAGGGUGGCCUCUCACGCGCCUCGUGCCGUGUUGAAGGAGAACGGAUUGCGGAAAAACACCACCGUUGAUGAUCUUGCUUUGGCGGCUGGUGGCAAAAAAAGUCGGGCCACGAGAGGCCUGCGCGGCAGCAACAAAGAAAACGAAUUCUCGCAUCCCGGCAAGAUUGAUGCUGAAGUGGCUGCGUUUAUGUCCAAGACAGGCUCGUCCAGCCGCGAAGAAGAUCUUGACUGUAUUCAAGGGCUGCUGUCGUUGAGUCAGGGCGCAUGGAGGUGA
Messenger RNA from Talaromyces rugulosus, 1782 nucleotides. RefSeq lists its product as uncharacterized. Bases 1 to 1782 code for a protein of 593 amino acids. The transcript is spliced from 3 exons. NCBI's taxonomy places the organism in Eukaryota, Fungi, Ascomycota, Eurotiomycetes, Eurotiales, Trichocomaceae. Gene Ontology annotation, molecular function: RNA polymerase II cis-regulatory region sequence-specific DNA binding; DNA-binding transcription factor activity, RNA polymerase II-specific. Gene Ontology annotation, biological process: regulation of transcription by RNA polymerase II; cell differentiation. The record is from RefSeq and is a predicted model, not a curated record.